Messenger RNA from Triticum aestivum (bread wheat), 3370 nucleotides. RefSeq names its product disease resistance protein RPM1. Gene Ontology annotation, biological process: defense response to other organism. The transcript has 3 exons. The record is from RefSeq and is a predicted model, not a curated record. The coding region runs from base 323 to 3097 and encodes 924 amino acids. Lineage: Eukaryota; Viridiplantae; Streptophyta; Magnoliopsida; Poales; Poaceae. Gene Ontology annotation, molecular function: ADP binding.
ACAACUUGCUGGUAGGUGGUACUGGUUUUUAGGAGAAAAUGAAGGCCACAGCAAUAUGCUACAUACGUUGAGGCGACCAGCUAGCAAACUAGCGGCGUACAACUUAGCCACCAUGGACGCGUGUGUAUGUUUGCAAGUGUAAACUCCGAAAGAAGAUCGUCGCAUCUUCUCCGACGAAUCUCCGGCCCGCCUGCGCCGCCGGCACCAUUGACCUCCUACCUCUGUUAGUCUCGAUCUCAGAUGGUCAUCCUGGAGAUAAUCAGGGAAAAAUCCAACCUGACCACAAACCAACAGUGAGGCAUUAGCAACUCUCGAGAAAGUAAUGGCUGAGAUUGUGCUUCUUCUAGUAAUUGAAAAGAUCGGAGUAGCCUUGGCAAAUGGAGCAGCACAUCAGGCUAGUGCACAUUUUUCCAGGUACGCGGCCCGACUAAUAGAGCUACAAGGCAGCAUGGGUCGCGUUGUUAGGGAGCUUCGCAUAAUUCAUGAUGUUCUAUGUCAAAUGGACAUUCGAAACCGCCACAAUCAAGUGUAUGAGGGCUGGUUGGAUGAGGUGCGGAAGGUAGCACAUGCGAUGGAGGAUAUGGUUGAUGAGUACAUGUAUCAAGUUGGUCGGGAACAUGAUACUGGGUGUUGCUUUUACCUGAAGAAAGGGCUUAGAAAACCAAGAUCUCUGCUUUCCUUGAAUCAGAUAUCUUCCAAAGUGAAGGAAAUAGAGAAAGACCUUGCACACCUGUCAGAGAUGAAAAACCGAUGGGUUCCCAUGAUAAACAAUGCAGAUACUAGCAGCUUGAAUUACAUGAUCAAGAAGUCUCAAGAUCUAGCAAACACCUCACGUUCCCUUGAUAACGAAGAUCUAGUUGGGGUGGAUGAAAACAGAAGAAAGCUUGAGCAGUGGUUGGGAAGUGAUGAUGUGGAAUGUUCCCUGAUUACACUGACAGGAAUGGGUGGGCUUGGCAAAACAGCUUUAGCUUCAAAUGUCUAUAGGAAAGAGAGAGAGAAAUUUCAGUGCCAUGCAUGGGUCUCCAUCUCUCAAACUUAUUCUAGAGAAGAUGUCUUGAGAAAUAUAAUCAAGGAACUAUUCAAAGAUACAGCCAGUGGUCCAUCAAACAUUGCAGCUAUGGACAUCACAAGCCUUCAAGAGACAUUGAAGAGAUAUCUAGGGGAAAUGAAGUAUUUGAUCAUAUUAGAUGAUGUUUGGACCCCAGAUGCAUUUGAAGACUUGUCUAGGUCACUUGUUUGUAAUGGUAAGGGAAGCAGAUUGAUAAUCACAACACGACAGGGUGAUGUUGCUGCACUUGCUUCUCAAGGACACGUAUUAACACUAGAACCUUUACCAGAAGAUAAGGCUUGGGAUCUUUUUUGUAAGAAAUCUUUUCCAAAAGAAACAAGCCAUCACUGUCCUGGCGAGUUGAGGCUUUUGUCCGAGGAAAUACUUAGCAAGUGCAAAGGAUUGCCUCUUGCUAUUGUGUCAAUUGGCAGCCUCUUGCAUGUGCGUGAGAAAACCGUUGAAGAAUGGAAAAGAAUAAAUGACCAAUUGAGUUGGGAGAUACUUAAUAACUCAAGGCUCGACCACAUAAGGAAUGUGUUGCAUCUAAGCUUCAUCUACCUUCCAACAUACUUGAAAAGUUGUUUCCUGUACUGCAGCUUAUUUCCAGAAGACUAUCUUUUCCACAGAAGAAAACUUGUACGACUAUGGAUGGCGGAGGGGUUCAUUGUCGAGAAGGGUGCCAGCACAUUAGAAGAAGUGGCAGAAAGCUAUGUUAAGGAGUUGGUCAAUAGAAACAUGCUUCAACUUGUUGGAAGGAACUCACUUGGCAGGAUGAAGAGAUUCAGAAUGCACGAUAUCAUACGUGAACUAGCUGUUGAUUUGUGCCAGAAGGAUCGUUUUGGUGUUAUAUAUGAGGAGGAUAAAUGUGGGGGAUCUCUUCAGAGAGAUGGUCGUCGAUUGGUAGUGCACAAACUAAAGAAGGAUAUUCAACAACCAUUUUCAAUUAUACAUGUACUUCGAACUUUCAUUACACUGGAGAAAAGCAUGUCCUCAUUCCCUCUAUUGCCUCUACUAUCUGAGAAGUCAAGAUAUAUGACUGUGCUAGAAUUAAGUGGUUUACCCAUCGAGAAGAUUCCAGAUGCCAUUGGGGAUCUUUUUAAUCUCCGCUAUUUGGGUUUGCGGUACUCAAAAGUGAAGCUUCUCCCUAAAUCUAUUGAGAAGCUUUCAAAUUUGUUGACACUGGACCUUUGUGGAUCUGACAUACAUGAGCUGCCUCCAGGGAUUGGCAAGCUAAAUAAGCUUAGGCACCUAUUUGCUGAGAAAAACAUUAUAUCAGGACGAAUACAAAAUAUUCGAUAUGCUAGAGGUGUAUGCUUCCCUAUUGGGCUUGGGAACCUAACAAACCUGCAGACUCUGCAAGCCUUGGAAGUGCAGGAAGUGGAUGGAUCCAUUAGACAACUAAGGGAGUUAAGGCAACUAAGAAGCUUGAGGAUAUGGGUCGUGAAGGGAACAUUUUGUGAACACCUCUGCGAGUCUCUAGUUCUUAUGCAAUUCUUGUCCAACCUAAAUGUGAGUGCGAGUGAUGAGAAUGAGGUUCUGUUGUUGAACGCCCUCCCGCCUAGCCUGCAAAAGCUAAGUUUGGGCGGAAGAUUACCGGAAGGGGCAUUGUUGGCGGAGUCUCCUCUCUUUCAAGCCAUGGAGCAGAACUUGUGUUCACUGCGUUUAUCCUGGUCGCAGCUGAGAGAAGAUCCUUUGCCAUCCCUUUCUCGGUUGCCAAAUUUGAUGGAUCUAUGUCUCGACAAAGCGUACAAUGGAGAGAAGUUGGAGUUUCUCACGGGGUGGUUUCCCAAGCUGAAGAGCCUCUAUUUGUGGGACAUGCCCGACCUGAAGAUGCUAGAGAUACAUCAAGGUGCCGUGACAGCUCUAGAAACACUAGUACUAGGCAACCUAGAAAGCAUGGUGGAGGUCCCGCCUGGCCUUGAGUUCCUCAUGCCCCUCCAGCUUCUAAGUUUCCGGGAAAUCACCCGUGACUUCGUGACGUUGCUGCGCCAAAGUCCUCAACUUGUUGGUUUGCAAUGGCAGCACACUCUCCGUGACAACGACCAGUGAUCCCUGAAUGUGUGUAUGUCGCUGCAUGGAGAGGAUUAUGCAGUGGAUCUGACCAAGACACAUGUGUUCAUGUACCGUGAUAUUCAGACUACAAACCUAUUUCGUUUACGGCUUUCAAAUAACAAGGCACUUGCUCAUGUCGUAAGAUUGAAUUGUGCUAUGACUUUAUACGUUAAUACUUUCAAAUAUUGUUUGUAUUCUAUUCGUGUGAGCUUGUAAACUAUAAUCAAUACUGUCUAUUCCUAGUCUCAUAACUCAACCAUUUGUGUGUAA